AUGCCGUCAGUCACCGAUAUCGUUAAUAAAUACCGGCCGGAACUCGGCUCGUACGAGGAGCUCUACAAAUGGUUCCAUGCCCACCCAGAGCUGUCCUAUCAAGAGCAAAAAACGGCAGAGGCCAUAGUCAAACACCUCGAGAAAUUCAACUCGUACGAGAUUCACUCUUCGAUUGGCGGUCAUGGGGUUGCAGCUGUGCUGAAGAACGGGCCUGGGAAGACGUUGCUGCUUCGCGCAGAUAUCGAUGCCUUGCCAGUCGAUGAGCGCUCUAAUCUCCCUUAUGCCAGCCAAGCCCGUAUGAAAGAUGUCGACGGCGUGGAAAAACCAGUCAUGCAUGCAUGUGGCCAUGACAUGCAUAUUACUACGCUGUUGGGGGCGGCGGAGACUUUGGUGAAGGCAAAAGAUGAGUGGAGUGGGACGUUGGUUUUGUGUUUCCAGCCAGCAGAGGAGAGGGCGAGUGGGGCGCAGGAUAUGAUUGAUGAUGGCUUGUAUGACAAGGUUCCCGAGCCGGAUUUUGCUGUGGGAGCGCAUCUUAUGCCUGAGAGAGCUGGUGUUAUUGGAACGAAGCGUGGCUUGAUUGCCAGCUCGGCGGACUCAUUCCAAAUCAAGAUUGAAGGCCGACAAACACAUGCUUCAACACCACAUAGGGGAAUAGACCCUAUAGUUCAGGCAGCUUCGACAAUUAUGCGUCUGCAAACCGUAGUCGCCCGUGAAGUCGAUCCACUGGACUUCGCCGUAGUCACCGUGUCUGCCAUACAUGCCGGUGAUAGGGAAAACAUUAUUCCAGAAGAAGCAGAGCUGAAGAUCAACAUCCGCACGGCUCUGCCAGAGACCCGCGAACGAGUGUUGAACAGUGUCAAAAAGAUCAUCGCUGCUGAAGCUGAAGCGUCUUCAAAUCCUAAGCAGCCGACACUGAAAGAGACGACGCGAUUUCCCUUCCUGUUCAACGACGCUUCCGUCACCAGCGCGCUUGAGAAGACUUUCUCCGAGCACUUCGAGGUCGGUAAGCAUGGCUACACGGACGACAUCGCGCGGCUGCAGGGCAGCGAGGACUUUGGCAUCUUGGCUACGGCGAUUGGAAAGCCAAGCUGUUUCUUUUUGUAUGGUGGGAUAGAUCCGCAGGUCUAUGAUAAAGCGGUGAAGGAGGGACGGUUGAGGGAGGAUGUGCCGGGGAACCACAGUCCCUACUUUGCGCCGGUCAUACAGCCGACACUGACAGUUGGAAUGGACGGCUAUGUCGUCGCGGCCUUGACAUUCCUUGGGAAGGGGACGUAG
Cucurbitaria berberidis CBS 394.84 is the source of this 1275-nucleotide messenger RNA. RefSeq names its product metal-dependent amidase/aminoacylase/carboxypeptidase. The record is from RefSeq and is a predicted model, not a curated record. The coding region runs from base 1 to 1275 and encodes 424 amino acids. The transcript has 4 exons. NCBI's taxonomy places the organism in Eukaryota, Fungi, Ascomycota, Dothideomycetes, Pleosporales, Cucurbitariaceae. Gene Ontology annotation, molecular function: hydrolase activity.